This is a messenger RNA of Oppiella nova, 617 nucleotides long. The record is from the annotation of a GenBank genome assembly. Lineage: Eukaryota; Metazoa; Arthropoda; Arachnida; Sarcoptiformes; Oppiidae.
AUACAACUAGCAAUCAAUCAGUCAUUUAUGUGUUGAUCGUUAUAAUGGGAAAUAAGAUCUCUUGUUGUAAAGCAAACAGUCCUCAAACGCACCGCAAGAAACACCACUCAGAGGCCCAUCACGUGGUCAUCGACGACAACCACCUCAACGAUAGGGUCGGACCUAAUCUGCAGCACAUCAGCGAACGAGAGCCCGAAGACAACGAGACCGACCCCUCCUCUCAUCCGACCGCUGGACCUCUUUUUAUGCAAAGAUCUCGAAGUGAUAUCAGAUGCCACAGAAAAAGCCAAAUAAAUUUACUAGAGUCGCGUCCGCUCAAGAAAUCCAGUUCCUGUUCGACCAUAUAUUUAGACGACAGUACUGUUAGUCACCCGAACCUGAAGAACACCAUCAAAUGUGUCACACUUGGCAUCUAUUAUCACAUCCGCAACAGGAAUUCCGACCGAACUCUCGAUAUAUUCGACGAAAGACAACACCCCUUAACCAAGGACGGUAUGGCCAACACUCACGAGAUCCGAGAGCCCGACCACCGGACGAUAUACCGGUUUAUGAGGACACUGUUCAGCGCCGCCCAACUGUCGCCGGAGUGCGCUAUCAUUACACUCGUAUAUCUCGAG